Molecule: messenger RNA, 1119 nt
Organism: Penicillium verrucosum
Lineage: Eukaryota; Fungi; Ascomycota; Eurotiomycetes; Eurotiales; Aspergillaceae
Product: PEX28-32 family peroxisomal membrane protein
Exons: 1
Coding region: 1-1119 (372 amino acids)
Biological process (GO): peroxisome organization
Cellular component (GO): peroxisomal membrane
Source: RefSeq, a predicted model, not a curated record
AUGGUGCCAGCCUUUGCAACUCGUCACCCACCACCCCCAAGCACCUCGACGUCCAGUACUACUCCUUACUACUCCUAUGAUGGACCAGCCCUGGCACCAGCCACGACUAUCAAGCCAGCCCCAGAGACUUCCAAGGAUUUCCUUCGGAACAUGCGAGAUCUACAGAAUUGCAUGGCUGAUUUCUCAGAUGCCCAUGAUGCAGCUAUCUCUGUUGUUGCGCCGCUGACGAAUUUCUCCAAUGAGAAGCUCUCUUCAACUCUAUUUCUCGGAUGUACGAUUGCAAUAGUAGUAUUGUUUAUCAGUGCGCAUCUGCUGCCCCUCAAAAUUGUGCUGCUUGUUGGCGGCAAUGCGCUGAUUCUCUCCAUCCACCCAACGGUGGGGCAAUUCAUAUCUGCUUUGAUGCAGGAUAUGGCUGGGGAUUCCAUUGACACAGAUUCGGAUGAGAAAGAUGGCUUCGCCUCAUCGGUCCCUGCAGACCCAUCUGCAGCAAUGUCGGCCAUGGAAAAGCUUGCAGAUAUCUCCUUGGACAUAUAUCCCGAAGAGCGGGAGGUGGAAAUUUUUGAGCUGCAGCACCGGGCCGCAGGAACGUCGGAGUCUGGGUGGGAGAGCUUCCUGUUCAGUCACGCGCCUUACGACCCGCUAUCACCAUCUCGCAUCGCUGGGGACCGACCUCGUGGGUGCCGAUUCUUUGAGGAUGUCCGUGCCCCACGUGGCUGGGCCUGGAAGAGCAAGAAGUGGGAACUCGAUCUAGACUGCCGUGAAUGGGUGGUGGAGCGCAUGAUCACCAGUGUUGGGUUCGAGGUCCCAGGCGUAAAUGCUGAAGGCAACGCCAUUGUCGGAGAAGUUGGUGGUUGGGUUUGGGACUUGCCUCCAACUCGGCACGAGUCAGAUGAUGAUUUGACAUUAGCUUACGGAGACCUACCUGAUUCACCAUCUCCCAAUGAAACCAAGGUCAAGGAGAAGGGGAAGGAGCAAGCGAAGUCACGGGAUUGGGAGGAAGGGACUGCGUCCUACGGAGUGGGAGAAUGGAGACGCCGACGAUGGGUACGAGUGGUGCAACGAAUAAGCCUUCCGCCGGCGGGGGUUGUUACCUACUCGACCCUCAGUAGUAACAGCUAA